Messenger RNA from Chanos chanos (milkfish), 2068 nucleotides. RefSeq names its product sec1 family domain containing 1 (gene scfd1). The record is from RefSeq and is a predicted model, not a curated record. Lineage: Eukaryota; Metazoa; Chordata; Actinopteri; Gonorynchiformes; Chanidae. Gene Ontology annotation, biological process: vesicle-mediated transport. The transcript has 25 exons. The coding region runs from base 1 to 1899 and encodes 632 amino acids.
AUGGCUGCCUCCAUCCGGGAAAAACAGACAGCUGCCUUGAAGCGAAUGCUCAACUUCAAUGCCCCACCUCUGAAAAACGCAGCAGCUGAGCCAGUAUGGAAGGUACUGAUUUACGAUCGAUUUGGCCAAGACAUCAUCUCCCCUUUACUCUCAGUGAAGGAGUUGAGGGAUAUGGGAGUUACACUGCAUCUUUUGCUGCAUUCGGAUCGAGAUCCCAUCCCUGAUGUUCCAGCCAUUUACUUUGUAAUGCCCACAGAGGAGAACAUUGACAGAAUAUGCCAAGAUCUGCGGAACCAGCUCUACGAGUCAUACUACCUAAAUUUUAUUUCUGCGAUAUCCAGAAGCAAAUUAGAGGAUAUCGCUAGUGCCGCUCUAGCAGCCAAUGCGGUAAACCAGGUGACCAAAGUGUUUGACCAGUACUUAAACUUUAUCACGCUGGAAGAUGACAUGUUCAUCCUUUGUAACCAGAACAAAGAACACAUCUCCUACCAUGCCAUCAAUAAACCAGACAUUAUGGAUACGGACAUGGAGGCUAUAAUGGACACUAUAGUAGACAGUCUUUUCUGUUUCUUCGUCACCCUCGGCGCCGUGCCCAUCAUACGAUGUCCAAGAGGGAAUGCAGCUGAGAUGGUUGCUGUGAAACUAGACAAGAAACUCCGGGAAAAUCUGAGAGAUGCUCGAAACAGCCUGUUCACCGGAGACACCAUGGGAGCUGGCCAGUUCAGUUUCCAGAGACCUUUAUUCGUCCUUGCCGACCGUAAUCUGGAUCUAGCGACGCCUCUUCACCACACGUGGACCUACCAGGCACUUAUUCACGACGUUCUGGACUUCCACUUGAACAGGGUUAGCAUGGAUGAGCCAACGGGGUCAGAGGCCAGCCCAGCAGGGGCACGACCCAAGAAGAAGAAUAAGAAGAGCUAUGACCUCACGGCAGCCGACAAGUUCUGGCAGAAACACAAGGGCAGCCCAUUCCCAGAGGUAGCAGAGUCGGUUCAAGAGGAGCUGGACACAUAUCGGGCCCAAGAGGAUGAGGUCAAACGUCUCAAGAGCAUCAUGGGUUUGGAAGGGGAAGAUGAGGGAGCCAUUAGCAUGCUAAGCGAUAACACAGCUAAACUGACCUCAGCUGUCAGUUCACUUCCAGAGCUCCUGGAGAAAAAGAGGUUGAUUGACCUUCACACUAAUGUAGCCACAGCUGUGCUGGACCACAUCAAGACGCGUAAGCUGGACCUGUACUUUGAGUAUGAGGAGAAGCUGAUGAGCAAGUCGACUUUGGACAAAUCUCUCCUGGACAUCAUCAGUGACCCAGACGCUGGGACACCGGAGGAUAAGAUGAGGCUGUUUCUGAUCUACUACAUUACGUCCUUGCACCCACCCUCUGAGACCGAUCUGGAACAGUAUAAAAAGGCUUUGGUUGAUGCAGGCUGUGACCUCUCCUCCCUUCAGUACAUAAAGCAAUGGAAAGCUUUCACCAAGAUGGCUGCCACACCAGCGAAUUAUGGGGGCAGUGGAGUCAAGCCAAUGGGCCUUUUGUCCAGAGUGAUGAACUCUGGAUCUCAGCUGGUGAUGGAAGGAGUGAAGAACCUUGUCCUGAAGCAACAUAACUUACCAGUCACACGUGUCCUGGAUAACCUGAUGGAAAUGAAGUCAAACCCGGAAACAGAUGACUACAGAUACUUUGAUCCAAAGAUGCUGCGUGGCAGUGAGAGCUCCAUUCCCAGGAACAAGAAUCCAUUUCAGGAGGCCAUCGUCUUUGUGGUCGGUGGAGGCAAUUACAUAGAAUAUCAAAACCUCGUGGAUUACACAAGGGCCAAGCCAGGGAAAAAAGUGCUUUAUGGCUGCAGUGAGCUCUUUAAUGCACAUCAGUUCCUCAAACAGCUCUCCCAACUUGGACAGAAGUAAAGGGGAAAGGAGUCUGAAUCCGUGUUCAUUUUCAUCUUACUAACCCUGAAAACGCCAAUCAAUCCCUCUGCCAUACUAGAUCAUCAUAGUGUCUCUCUCUCUCUCUGACUAAAGAAUCUCUGAUACUCUAUGUAUUUUAUAAUGUUUACUAUUACCACAUUGUUUAAUG